AAUUAAGAAGAAAUUUUUUAGAAAAAUUGAAGAAAUUCUUCGUUCUCAUACGUAUACGGAAAAGAACAUACGGCAACGUGAACAAGACGUGAAAAAGUUAUUUUCGGAUGAAAUUUAAUAAUAAUACGGCACAGUGGUGCAUGUGAGCGAGAUUAUUUACUUGAACAUACCAAAGACGUGAGUGUGAGAAAAAAAAGUAAUAAUAAUAAAAAAUUGCGAAUAAUUCAUCAUCAUCUGUUGUUCAAACCCAACUAUUUUCGAAGAGACUUUGAAAAGUGAAUCAAAAAAUCCUUGGAUUUAAUUUUAGCAGAUCGAGAAAUAUUUUUUUGACCGAAUUUCCGCAAACAACAAAUGAACAAAAAUGGAACAAUUUGAGCAACUGUUGACUUGUUGCGUGUGUCUCGACAGAUACCGCAACCCGAAACUCUUGCCAUGCCAGCAUUCGUUCUGCAUGGAGCCAUGCAUGGAUGGACUUGUGGAUUAUGUGCGGCGACAGGUGAAAUGUCCGGAAUGUCGUGCCGAACAUCGGAUACCGUACCAAGGCGUACAAGGAUUUCCCACAAAUGUCACGCUGCAACGUUUCCUCGAGCUACACAUUGAAAUUACCGGCGAGCUUCCGGAUCCAACAUCAGGUCAAACGAUGGAACGCUGUAAUGUGUGCUCGGAGAAGAAUUACUGCACGUUGUGCGUUCAUUGCGAAAAGAAGAUUUGCCCAGACUGCAAAUCGGCGCACAUGGAUAUCCUUCGUCGGGAAAUUGUUCGUGUGAAUAAUCAAAUUCGUCGUGGCAUCCAUCGUUUGCAAGACACGCUGGCACUCGUCGAGAAAAACAUGCAAAAUCUCUCGACGAACUGCAAUUGUGUGACUGAGGAAAUUGAUGAGAUGAACAAACGUCUGUUCCGUGCCUUGCGGGAUCGCACAGACUACCUGAAAGGAGAAGUAGAUCGUUAUGUUACGACAGAAAUGAAAAACUUACGUACGCUCAAGGAGAACUUGGAGCUAGAAAUUGCCAAUAUUACGAGUAAUUGUGAUCUAGCUGACAAACAUAUGACCGACGCCGUCGAAUGGGAUGACUGCGAACUCGUCGAUACGAAGGAAAUUUUCCUCAAAACUGUCGAGUUUAUGCGUAAUUUCGAGUACGAAACUGCCGACUAUAAUCGUCGUGUGCGUUUCACGAUGGCGCUCGAUCCGAAUCAGCUGGUUAUGAAUGUCGCCAAUUACGGUGACCUGAAUAUCAUUCACCCAGCGCCGAGCUCAGGCACGAGCGGUUUACUACAAGCGCCAGUCGGUCCGGGAUUGUUACGCAGCAAAUCCGAUCAUCGUCUGGCAACACAAUUCCGACAACAAGAAGCUCAAGGUUUGCUCAACGAUGACGAACCCUUGCUUGGAGGUCGUAAAUUCGGCGAAAGACCCGUAAAAGCAGCUGCUUCGCAUAACGAUCGUUAUGGCAGAGGAGGAAACGACUAUGGGGGCGGUGAUGAUUACGAUAACGAAUCGACAUCAUCUCGUCCGAAAUCUCGUUUCCGUUCGCGCUUUGUACGCGGGCAUCAAGACGACAACGAUUCCGAUAACGAAAGCGCUCGUCAACUCGAAGCGGCGAAAAGUCAAAAAGAUAAGAACAAGAUAACGAGUACGGAAGACACUUCCAAGGGACCUCUAAGUGGUAUUUUCCGCUUGAUGGAUUCGCCGCGUGUGAUGAAACGUUUACAAGACAUGGAACGUGGGCCAGUACAGAAAAAAGUGACACCGCCGCCGACAGCAGCGCCUCCAACGGCGAAACAAGCGACAGCAGCGCCUCCUGUGGCGGGUCAAAAAAAGACUACAAACCGCCAAAUGUCAGAAGAUGAAAUUGACAGGAUUAAGCGACAGAAUAAGGGAGCAAGUUCAAGUGCGACAGCGGCAGCUACAGGCGUCACAGAGCCUGAACGCCCAACGGCAGAUCGCUCCAAGACACCGGCGACAGCUGCAAAUAAGCAGACAACGCGUGCCCCCAGCAACGAAUCCAGCGCCUCAUCCGAUAGUGCAAAUGCCGCCGCCGCAGCAGCAGCUGCUUCUGCCAAUGGGACGCAAGAAAAGAAACCAUUUCAAUCGCGAUUUCUGAACCAACCUUUGACCACGGAACCGCCGAAAAAGGAGGAAACUGAGUCAAGUAGCGAGGAGGAAACGAGCGAAGAGGAAACCGAAAGCGAAGAAGAGUCUGAGGAAGAAUCAAAGCCCGCAGCGAAACCAUCAACGACAACAACGCCAUCUCGUGCUGCCGAUCCAAAGCCUGAUACGAGCUCUUAUCGCACCCGAAGCUCUCAAAUGCAAGAUGAAGCUCGAAAUGAUUCGCGAAGAAGUUCACGAGAAGAACCGAGAUCGGCGUAUGGACAAAGUGCAGCGAAUGCGUAUAAAUCGAGUCCGACGCAUAGCAGCUUUGAACGGGAUGAAAGCCCCAAAUAUGGAAGAGUAAGAAAUUCAGCGACGACAGCGACAGUUCCCGAGCCAGAGACGGAAAGUCGUUACAGUAGCAGUGGGUACUCCAGUCGAUUCCUCAACAAGAGUAAAAGCACAGCAGUUGUGCCUCCGGAAGAGGAGGAAGACUCCGAUAGUCGCUACGGAACGGGACGCCAACGGUACAUGGCGCUAAAGGAGCGUCGUACACGCUUGGCACGCAGCAAAUCCUCGCACAACUUUGGCAACGACGACGACGAUGAUGAUCCGCCGUCGCCAACAACUGUCUCUCCAGCCGCUUAUCUGGCAUCCAGAUACGGACCUUCAUCAAGUCUGGCUGGAAGUGAAUUGUCUCGCAGUCGUUCAACGCAUGUCUUGAAGUCGAGAGAAAAUUCGCCCGAACGAGGAGCUGCAGGAUCAUCUGGCAAAGAUGGUGCUGAGCUCAGUUCUUGGGCACGUUACUUAAAGAACAAAUAUGGCACAAGAUCGCGCGAAUCCAAAGAUACUCCGAGCGCCUCAACAUCCGAUCGUCAUGGCGGAAGCAGUUCCUCCUCAAGUGCCGUGACACCAACAUCGACAGCACGUCGUCUCAGUUUGGGCUUGCCCUUGCGCCAAGCCAACGAUUUCAGUUCCGACGACGAUUCAAAAAACGCGCAAGGCUCCCCUACCUCUCCUACGGUAGCAGCCGCUAUAGCAGGCCUGGCAGGUUUGUCCCCUAGGGCACAUUACCUCCAGAAGCGCCGUCAAUUGUUUCAAAUUGGGGGCAGGGGAGCAGAACCCGGCUCAUUUACGUGGCCACGUGGUAUUGCCGUCGGCGCCGAUAAUGCGAUUGUCGUUGCCGACUCGUCGAAUCAUCGCGUUCAGGUGUUCGACGAAAACGGGAUUUUCCAAAAGGAAUUUGGGCAGUACGGAAACAGCGAUGGCGAGUUUGAUUGUCUCGCCGGCAUCGCUGUCAAUCGCAUCGGGCAGUUCAUCAUUGCCGAUCGCUACAAUCACCGCAUACAAGUGCUCGAUCCGUCGGGACGCUUUGUGCGUGCGUUUGGGUCCCAGGGAACAUCCGAUGGGAAAUUCAACUAUCCAUGGGGCAUCAGUACGGAUCAACUUGGAUUCAUUUAUGUUUGCGACAAGGAAAAUCAUCGUAUUCAGGUUUUCCAAUCCGAUGGCACAUUUGUUGGCAAAUUCGGCACUUGUGGCAAUAAAGAAGGUCAACUUGAACAUCCUCAUUACAUCGCUGUGUCAAAUAAUAAUCGAGUUAUUGUCUCUGACUCGAAUAAUCAUCGAAUUCAGAUCUUCGACAUCAAUGGGCGCGUUUUGUCAUCAUUUGGCAGCGAAGGAUCUGAAGAAGGCCAAUUCAAGUUUCCACGCGGCGUCGCUGUGGAUGAACAUGGCUUUAUGGUAGUCGCUGACAGCGGUAACAAUCGCAUCCAGAUUUUCCAUCCGGAUGGCAGCUUUUUGCGCGCCUUCGGAUCUUGGGGAAGCGGCGAUGCCGAAUUUAAGGGAUUGGAAGGUGUCGCGAUCAUGAAUAAUGGCAGCAUUUUAGUGUGUGAUCGAGAAAAUCAUCGUGUCCAAGUUUUUUAAUUUUUUAUUAUAAAUUUUAUUUUUGCCCACGAAUUGCGAAUUUUUUGUUUCGUACAAAAAAGUUUCGUUAAUUCACUCAAAACAAUAAUUAUUAAAGUCCCGCUCUUUCCAACAAAUUUAUGUAUAACAAAAGAAAUCGCAUUUUAGGUAAAAUCGUAAAAUCUUCGCAGUCAGUUAGAUUUACAAGUAUUUGAAGUUUUUUUUUAACACACAACUCCACUCAUUUUCUGUUUUUUAGACAAAAAAUUAUAAUUAAAACACUUUUUUAUU
Molecule: messenger RNA, 4279 nt
Organism: Culicoides brevitarsis
Lineage: Eukaryota; Metazoa; Arthropoda; Insecta; Diptera; Ceratopogonidae
Gene: tn
Product: RING finger protein nhl-1
Exons: 12
Coding region: 362-4009 (1215 amino acids)
Biological process (GO): protein polyubiquitination; proteasome-mediated ubiquitin-dependent protein catabolic process
Molecular function (GO): ubiquitin protein ligase activity; zinc ion binding; protein binding
Source: RefSeq, a predicted model, not a curated record